Silurus meridionalis is the source of this 2448-nucleotide messenger RNA. Its product is annotated as extracellular calcium-sensing receptor-like. NCBI's taxonomy places the organism in Eukaryota, Metazoa, Chordata, Actinopteri, Siluriformes, Siluridae. Gene Ontology annotation, cellular component: membrane. Gene Ontology annotation, molecular function: G protein-coupled receptor activity. The record is from RefSeq and is a predicted model, not a curated record. Gene Ontology annotation, biological process: G protein-coupled receptor signaling pathway.
AUGUUCCCCAUCCAUUCUAAGAGUGUGGAGCAGGAACUGAACUUUAGGAGUAUGCCAGACAAGAGGAAAUGCAAAGGGUUAAGCCUGCGUUCCUUACGCUGGUCUCAGUCUAUGAUCUUUUUCAUUGAAGAAAUUAAUCGAAAUCCUACAUUGCUGCCCAACAUCACUUUGGGCUACAGAAUCUAUGACACAUGUUGGACAAUGGCUCUGUCUGCAAGAACCGCCUUGUCUGUGAUCUCGCAGCCCCUGAAGAGGAACAGCACAGGGGCAUGUUCAUCCCCUACCAUCCCUCUUCUCAUAGGAGACCCAUCAUCCAGCUCAUCCAUGUCUAUCUCCAGACUGCUUAAUUUAAACAAGGUCCCAAUGAUCAGUUACUUUGCCUCUUGUGCAUGCCUGAGUGACAAAAUGCAGUACCCCUAUUUUUUCCGUACAAUCCCUAGUGACUCAUACCAAGCCAGCGCCAUGGCUCGUCUCGUCAUGCACUUUGGCUGGACGUGGGUGGGCACGUUUGGUGCAGACGAUGCUUACGGACGGACUGGCAUUGACAUGUUCACAGCUGAGGUAACCCAUCUUGGUGCAUGUGUUGCCUUUCGAGUCAUCAUUCCCAAAUCCCCCACUCAGCAACAGAUCCAGGAUAUUGUAAAACUGAUGAAAGACUCUACUGCACGUGUGCUUGUGGGCUUUGCCAUUGAGGAAGACAUACAGCCUGUGUUGGAGGAAAUGGUAAGGCAGAAUAUAACAGGAAGGUUGUGGGUGGCCAGUGAGGCCUGGGUAACCUCCACCCUCAUAUCCAAUAAAUAUCCUGUUCUCAGCGGCACUAUUGGCUUCGAUCGCCGAGCCGAGAUCCCAGGUUUUAAAGACUUCCUGCAAAGCCUGCGACCAUUCAGCGAGCCGUAUAAUCCGUCAGCACAAGAAUUUUGGGAAACGGUGUUUCAGUGCUCCUUCAACACAAGUCUACCUCUCGGCUCUAUGGCUGAUCAGGUCCAGUAUAACCGCAUGUGUACCGGAGAAGAGCGGAUUCAGGACACUGAGACAAUCUAUAAUGAUGUUUCCCAGCUCAGAGUCACCUAUAACAUAUAUAAAGCUGUGUUUGCUGCAGCACAUGCUCUGCACAACUUGCUUAUCUGCCAGACACAGGAAAGCAGUACCGUUAAGCAAAUCUGUCCAGAUAUCUACAAUCCACCCUGGCAGGUAAUAAAGUACCUCAAGGAGGUGAACUUUACCACCGAGUUCGGUGACUCUGUGUACUUUGAUAAAUAUGGAAACCCUCCAGGAACUUAUGACAUUGUAAACUGGCAGAAGGAUCCCAGAGGUGGGCCGAUGCACUUUGCUACGGUCGGACGCUUCGAUUCGUCUCUUCCUCCCGAACAGCAACUACUCAUCCACCAGGAUGCCAUUGUGUGGCCAGGUGGCUCCAAGGAGAUGCCCGUUUCAGUGUGCUCAGCCAGCUGCCAGCCAGGCUACAGGAAAGCCCCACGUAAGGGAGAACCCAUUUGCUGCUAUGAUUGCGUACCCUGUGCAGAGGGUAGCAUCAGCAAUGAUCAGCCAGAGUGCACACUAUGCCCUGAGGACCUCUGGUCCAACCCACAACGAGACAGCUGUGUCGACAAGCAGAUUGAGUUUCUGUCCUUCACUGAGGGUUUUGGAAUGGCCCUUGCAGCCACCUCCAUCCUGGGUGUAGCUGCUACAGUGACCGUAGCUGUCAUUUUCAUUCGUCACAAAGACACACCGUUGGUGCGGGCCAACAACUCAGAGCUGAGCUUCUUGCUAUUGAUGUCACUCUCUCUCUGCUUCUUGUGUGCCCUCACUUUUCUAGGCCAGCCCUCGCGCUGGGCCUGCCCACUCCGACGCACCGCCUUCGGUUUGACUUUUGCACUUUGUCUCUCCUGCCUGCUCAGCAAGACACUGGUGGUUCUCAUGGCCUUCAGGGCCACACUGCCUGGCAAUAAUGCAGCACGGUGGUUUCGGCCUCCUCAGCAGCGAUUCGGUGUGUUCAUCUGCUCUGCCAUACAGUGUGCUGUUUGUGUGGCUUGGCUGACCACAAGUCCACCAUAUCCAGUGAAGAACACGUGGCUGUACCGUGACCGGAUCAUCUUGGAAUGUCACCUGGGUUCAGUGGCACUGUUCGGCUGUGUGCUUGGCUACAUCGGCUGCAUGGCCGCCUUUUGCUUCAUCUUGGCUUUUUUGGCGCGGAAGCUGCCUGAUAAUUUUAACGAAGCCAAAUUCAUUACGUUCAGCAUGCUCAUAUUCUGUGCCGUUUGGAUUGCCUAUAUACCAGCUUAUGUCAGCUCUCCUGGAAAGUUCACAGUCGCAGUAGAGAUUUUUGCUAUUUUAGCAUCCAGUUUUGGGGUCCUGUUAUGUAUUUUUGCCCCAAAAUGUUACAUCAUUAUCUUUAUGCCUCAAAAGAAUACCAAAAAAUAUCUUAUGUCUCAAAAGGGUGGGAGGUGA